Molecule: messenger RNA, 792 nt
Organism: Microthlaspi erraticum
Lineage: Eukaryota; Viridiplantae; Streptophyta; Magnoliopsida; Brassicales; Brassicaceae
Source: the annotation of a GenBank genome assembly
AUGGAUCCAAUAUCAGCGGUUAGCGAAGAGCUGGCUGAGAUCGAAGGACAAAUCAAUGACUUAUUCCGUGCUUUAUCAAAUGGAUUCCAGAAGCUGGAGAAGAUCAAAGAUGCUAGUAGGCAAAGUAGGCAGCUUGAAGAACUCACUGACAAAAUGCGUGACUGUAAGAGCCUUAUUAAAGAUUUCGACAGGGAAGUGAAAAGCUUGGAAAGUGGAAAUGAUGCCAACACUAACCGGAUGUUGAACGAUAGACGACAAUCUAUGGUUAAGGAACUAAACUCAUAUGUUGCUCUUAAGAAGAAAUACUCAUCAAAUCUAGCAAGCAAUAACAAGCGAGUAGAUCUUUUCGAUGGACCUUCAGAAGAACACAUGGAAGAGAAUGUCUUAUUAGCUUCAAACAUGUCCAAUCAAGAACUCAUGGAUAAAGGAAACUCCAUGAUGGAUGACACAGAUCAAGCCAUUGAGAGGGGGAAAAAGAUUGUUCUAGAGACUAUAAAUGUGGGAACAGAUACUUCAGCAGCUCUUAAGGCUCAGACCGAGCAAAUGAGUAGAGUUGUCAAUGAACUCGAUUCUAUUCACUUCUCACUCAAGAAGGCUUCCAAGCUGGUCAAGGAAAUUGGUAGGCAGGUUGCCACGGACAAAUGUAUUAUGGCAUUUCUUUUCCUUAUCGUCAUUGGUGUCAUAGCAAUCAUCAUCGUCAAGAUUGUGAACCCAAACAACAAAGACAUCCGCGACAUACCGGGCCUAGCUCCACCAGCCAUGAACAGACGUUUACUCUGGAACCAGUACUGA